This is a messenger RNA of Xenopus tropicalis (tropical clawed frog), 1014 nucleotides long. RefSeq names its product olfactory receptor family 30 subfamily A member 1G (gene or30a1g). Gene Ontology annotation, biological process: signal transduction; detection of chemical stimulus involved in sensory perception of smell; G protein-coupled receptor signaling pathway. Bases 1 to 1014 code for a protein of 337 amino acids. The record is from RefSeq and is a predicted model, not a curated record. NCBI's taxonomy places the organism in Eukaryota, Metazoa, Chordata, Amphibia, Anura, Pipidae. Gene Ontology annotation, cellular component: membrane; plasma membrane. The transcript has a single exon. Gene Ontology annotation, molecular function: olfactory receptor activity; G protein-coupled receptor activity.
AUGACCAUCUCAAUGCCUAAUCAGACGGCUGUCACUGAGUUUAUCCUCCUCGGUUUCCCAGGGCUACAGCCCAGUUUCUUUCUUCCAGUCUCAUUGGCAAUGUCUCUUGAAUAUAUUAUUUCACUGAUUGCAAAUAGCACCGUCAUCAUCUUAAUUAUCCUGAGAGAACAACUCCACCAGCCCAUGUAUAUUAUUAUUGCCAACCUCGCUCUCUCCGACCUUUUCUAUGACACAAUAGCGUUACCUAAAAUCAUUGCCAAAUAUUGGUUUGGUGCAGGGUCUAUAACAUUCCAUGGGUGCUUCUUCCAGCUCUUCUGUGUCCAUUCCCUUGGAAGCCUUGACUCCCUCAUCAUUAUGCUGAUGGCUAUUGACCGUUAUGUUGCUAUCUGCCAGCCUCUCAGGUAUCACUCCAUUAUUACCAAUAAGCUGGUGGCUCUAUUUUGCUGCUUUUCCUGGCUUUUUGCUGCCUUAAUUGGAUUAAUUAUAACUUUAAUUGCUGUACAAGUUCCUUACUGUGGCCCAAACCGUGUCAAGAACUGUGUCUGUGCCAGCCAAGCUGUAAUAGUGUUGGCGUGUGUUGAUACUACUUUGGAAAGAAGAAAAGGCUUUAUUAUUGCUAUGUGUGUGCACCUCUUCCCAUUGGCUGUUAUUAUACUCUCAUAUAUUCUCAUAAUCAGGGUUGUGCACUUAUCCGCCAACAAUGGGAACUGGCAGAAGGCAUUUUAUACCUGUACCACUCAUGUAAUUGUCAUUGGCCUGUACUUUAUCCCCAGGUUGUGUUUAUAUAUUAUCAAUCUGAUCCCUUUGGUUCUUGACCCCGAUAUAAACAUGUUAAUUGUUUUUCUCUUCACGUUUGUUCCGCACUUCGCCAAUCCCAUUAUUUUUUGUCUUCGAACCAAAGAAAUCAGGAAUAUUUUGGGGCAAAUAUGCGAUAGCAUUUGCCCCAGAGCUGAGCUCAGAUUUAGAACUCCAGCGAAGAGGCAUUGUUCUAGUAUUAUUUUAAAGGGUCAAUAA